AGGACCAAAAGGCUAAACUUCAUUCCAAAAGAGGAACCUUUUCAGCAGGAGAUUCUUCGUUUCGGCUGUCCGAAAUGUCCUAAAAUUCCGGCGUCGAAUUCCGUCAAAUGAAGUCAGAAUCUGCCGUCGUUGAUAGCACCUCCGUCAACUUGAGGUUACAGCCACCACUUCAAUCUCAGCCGUCCAAAAUCAUUUUGGCUGACCUCAACGUUGACCCUCCUGAUUCCGACGCCAAUGAUUCACUGCCCCUUCCUGCUGUGUCUCCUGCAUGUUUCUCCAGGGUAAUAGCUGACGAAAUUUGUCAGGAUAAGCUGAAGAAAGACAUAGAGAUUGCAGAUACAGAAGGUAAACAAUUGAAAAAAUUGGGAAAGUGCCGUUCAAGAAUGGGUAAGUUAGACUCUCCUCCUGAUUGUAAUGGAGCUGAUGCAGAGGCUGAUCAUAAUGUUCAAGGGGUACCUUCAUCUCGGGAAGAAAAAGUUAGCAGCCUUAAAACUGGCUUGAUACAUGUUGCACGAAAAAUGCCAAAGAACGCACAUGCUCAUUUUGUACUUGGCUUGAUGUAUCAAAGGAUGGGUCAGCCUCAAAAGGCGAUUCUGGCAUAUGAGAAAGCGGAAGAAAUCUUAGUUCGCUCUGAGGAAGAAAUAGAGAGGCCUGAGUUGCUUUCUUUAGUCCAGGUUCAUCGCGCGCAGUGUAUUCUGCUUGGAACCUUGGAAGAUUGUAACUCAGAUGAGGAAUUAGAACCUGAAGAGCUUGAAAAUAUUCUUGCUAAACUAAAGGAAGCUGUGAAAUCUGAUGUUAGGCAGGUGUCUAUUUGGAGCUCUCUUGGCAUAAUACUUCUUAGAACUGGUCGUUUACAGAGUGCUAUAUCAGUUUUCUCAACUUUGUUGGACAUUUCCCCGGACAACUUGGAUUGCCUUGGUAAUCUUGGAAUGGCUUGUCUCCAGAGUGGGAAUCUAGAGCUUUCAGAGAAGUGCUUCCAAGAUCUACUUCUAAAAGAUCAGAACCAUCCUACUGCUUUGACCAAUUAUGCUGCCAUUAUCUUGUAUAAAUACGGUUCAGUAGUUGCAGUUUCAGGUGCGGGGGCAAAUGCUCUGUAUGGAACUUCUGCAGAUCAAGUCACUGCAGCCAAUGUUGCCAAGGAGUGUUUACUAGCAGCUUUAAAAGCAGACUCCAAAGCAGCUCACAUUUGGACAAAUCUAGCUAAUGCUUAUAACUUGAUGGGUGAUCAUAGGAGCUCUGCUAAAUGCUUGGAAAAGGCAGGAAAAAUUGAACCUAACUGUUUAGCAACAAGAUAUGCGGUUGGAGUUCACCGCAUCAGGGAUGCAGAGAGGUCCCAGAAUCCCAAUGAGCAGCUCUCAUGGGCCGGUAAUGAGAUGGCCUCGAUACUAAGAGAAGGAGAUUCUACUUCGAUAGAGCCUCCAAUAGCAUGGGCUGGUCUUGCCAUGGUCCACAGGGCCCAACAUGAAAUUGUGUCAGGAUUUGAAAUUGAGCAUAAUGAAUUGGUGGAAGUCAAGGAGCAUGCUAUCUACAGUCUAAAGCAGGCAAUAGCCGAAGAUCCUGCUGAUGCUGUUCAAUGGCAUCAGCUUGGCCUUCAUAGUCUUUGUACCCAACAAUUUAAGACGUCUCAAAUGUACCUCAAGGCUGCAGUUGCACGUCGUAAGGACUGCACCUAUGCCUGGUCAAACCUAGGUAUUUCACUGCAACUGUCCGAGAAUCCUUCUCAAGCUGAAGAGGUGUAUAAACAGGCCUUGUCGCUAGCUACGUCAAAGCAAGCACACACGAUAUUUUCAAACCUUGGAAAUCUCUUUCGCCAGCUAAAACAGUAUGAAUGUGCAAAGGCAAUGUUCAAUAAAUCACUUGAACUCCAACCUGGGUAUGCACCUGCUUUAAACAAUUUAGGUCUUGUAUUUGUCGCUGAAGGAAAGUGGGAGGAAGCAAAGGACUAUUUCAACAAGGCGAUCCAGGCAGAUCCAUUACUUGAUGCUGCUAAAUCCAAUGUGAUUAAAGCUUCUUGUAUGUUCAAGAUUACCAGCAUGUCAUGAUGUCUGAUUCAUUGUAUAAUAAUUUGUCCCCCUGUAAUUAUUUUGUGUCGGGAAAUGAACACCCAAAAGGGGGUGGGGUGGGGUGCGGUGGGGUGGAGGGAGAAAAAGAGAAACAGAAAAGAAGUGUGGAUCUUAAGAUCUGGAAAUCUCAGCUUUUUUGGAGUUUAGUUUGUAUAACUUAGCUCCUUCUGGAGUGUUAGCAAAGUAGAGGUUUCCUUUUUAAA
Lycium barbarum (goji berry) is the source of this 2266-nucleotide messenger RNA. RefSeq names its product probable UDP-N-acetylglucosamine--peptide N-acetylglucosaminyltransferase SPINDLY. Gene Ontology annotation, molecular function: protein binding. Lineage: Eukaryota; Viridiplantae; Streptophyta; Magnoliopsida; Solanales; Solanaceae. Bases 108 to 2042 code for a protein of 644 amino acids. The record is from RefSeq and is a predicted model, not a curated record. The transcript is spliced from 11 exons.